Solanum tuberosum (potato) is the source of this 680-nucleotide messenger RNA. Its product is annotated as thioredoxin H-type 1. NCBI's taxonomy places the organism in Eukaryota, Viridiplantae, Streptophyta, Magnoliopsida, Solanales, Solanaceae. The transcript has 3 exons. Gene Ontology annotation, molecular function: protein-disulfide reductase activity. Bases 100 to 471 code for a protein of 123 amino acids. The record is from RefSeq and is a predicted model, not a curated record.
AAAGGGAAGAUGCUGUGCAUUGUGCGUUAGUUUUACGAAGAGCUAAGGAUUUGUUUGGUGUUAUCUAUUUUGAAUUUCUGAUUUCUAAAAUCUGUGAGAAUGGCUACUUCAUCUGAGGAAGGACAAGUGAUCGGCUGCCACAAGGUUGAGGAGUGGGAUGUGCAGCUCCAGAAGGGCGUGGAGACCAAAAAACUGGUGGUGGUGGAUUUUACUGCUUCCUGGUGCGGCCCUUGCCGUUUUAUUUCCCCAAUUCUUGCUGAGAUUGCUAAGAAGACGCCCCAUGUUAUAUUCCUCAAGGUUGAUGUUGAUGAACUGAAGAAAGUUUCAGAGGAUUGGAAUGUGGAGGCAAUGCCUACCUUUGUCUUCAUUAAAGAGGGGAAAGAAGUGGAUAGGGUGGUUGGUGCCCAUAAAGAAGGAUUGCUUCAGACCAUAGAGAAGCAUGGUGCUGCUCCUGCUAUUGUGACUGCUUGAGGCUUAAUCAAGGAGAUGAUAUUAUAGUAUUUAGUCUUGUCUUUUGUAAUAACUCUGGAUGGUUGUAUGUUUUAUUAUCCACCAUGUUUUUACUGCUUUCUUGAAAGAUUUGUAAUGUUGGUGCUUGGAAUCUGACAUUUGUGCAUAUGGUGUUUACUGGUGUAAGGCUAUAUGCCCAUUUCUAUCAAAAGACUCUUUUCCCAUUUCUA